Messenger RNA from Naegleria fowleri, 1074 nucleotides. RefSeq lists its product as uncharacterized. The transcript has 2 exons. Gene Ontology annotation, biological process: mitotic sister chromatid cohesion. Lineage: Eukaryota; Heterolobosea; Eutetramitea; Acrasida; Naegleriidae. The record is from RefSeq and is a predicted model, not a curated record. Bases 1 to 1074 code for a protein of 357 amino acids. Gene Ontology annotation, molecular function: protein-lysine-acetyltransferase activity. Gene Ontology annotation, cellular component: nucleus; chromatin.
AUGAAACAAGCCACUCUCUCCUUCAGCUCGGGAAAGAAGCUGACCAUCAACAAAUCAACCACAACGAAUACUUCCUCCUCCUUCUCAAACAUUCCUUCCUUUGAACGUGAUGAAAUUCUUUCUCCCUCUCCUUCGAAAAUAACCAAACAAAAGAAGAUGCUCUCUUCGACACCCAGAAAAAACAAAUCCACCAAAAAACUCGAGCAAUUGUACAUGGAUUGUGGGCAAAAGAGUUUUACCAGUAAGCGAUGCACCUCUUGUGGAAUGGUCUAUAUGAAUGGAGACUUUCAAGAUGAGAAGGUUCAUCAACAAUUCUGUAAAUCUUUUAAAAAGUUGAUGAAAUACAAAGUUAGUGCAAAGGAUACUGUGAAGGAAGAAUGUCAUCCUUUUUCGAUUAUUACCAUCCAUUCGAAAUCUCCAAAGAAUCAACAAAAGAAAGCUGAACAAAUUAUAGAGUUCAUUGAUCAGAGCUCUCUCCAAUGCACUCUUCCCUUUUCGAUCAACACUCAUACCAUGUUUCUCUAUGUAAAUACUGACAAGGAUGAAAUCAUUGCAUGUGCUGUUGUGGAACGAAUUGAAAGGGCUCAUCCAGCAUUUAUUGAAAAGAAAGACACGAUCGAGAACUUGUUGAGAAAUGCAAAAUCGUCAAUGACUGUGUCGUCGAACUCCUCUUCAGAAGAAGAAGCAACAGAGACCCAAGAGAAACAACCUUCUGCAUCACUCGAUAAUAUUAUUCUUUCUACUGUCAGUAUUGAUUCUGCCUAUGAUGAUAAAUUAUCCUUCUUUUCUUGGGAUGACAAGAUUUGUAAAAGAGCAGUUUGUGGUGUGAAUAGAAUUUGGGUUAAGGAAGAACAUCGAAGAAAUGGAGUUGCCAGCAAGCUACUCGACGCUGUGAGGGAACACUAUGUGUAUGGAAUUUAUCUUGAAAAGAGUGAUCUUGCAUUUUCACCUCCAACUCCUAAGGGUGCGUAUUUUGCUAGAGUCUAUUGUGAGCGCAGUGUGAAUGAUGCUGAUUUUCUUGUGUACGUCACAAGUCCAGUGAAUCAUCAUGUUGACUCAAUAAAUCUUGAGUAA